CCGUUACUUGCGGUUAAAGCGCAUGUAUCAUCAAACAAAAACAGCGUCCUUAUUACCUUUCUCCUUCAGUCCCUCCCAAAAUCCCUCCCCCACUUAUAACUUAAUUUAAUAAUCACUUUCUAGAUACAUUACAGUUACACUAUACAGCUGCAUCACAUUAUUAUUAUUAUUUUACAUACAAUUAUACAAAUACAGUGAUAUACUGAUACAACACAAGAAAAAAUGACAUUAACGCUAUGAAGUUGCGUUCCAACUACUCUUUAUAUUCUUUAGCUUUAUUCUUCUUCUAAUGCCCCCAAAAUUCUCAUUACCUUACCUAUCUAUCAAUCUUCUUUUUCCUUCUUUUCUCUGUUUACUUUCUUCUCUUCUUUUCUUCAACAUUAUCAUUGUCCUUUUCAUUCUUCUCACAAAUCACUUACAUGCCAAUGAAAUGAACCAUACUCACCCCAUUUUCAUAAUCCACCAUGGUUUCAUAGCUAGCCACUACUACUAAGAAACUAAGAAGAGCGUUUCUUUUUUCUUCUUAAAACUCGGUAUCCAGUCCAAGGACCGAAGAAGAAGAAACUAAGAAUUCUUCUUAAAACUCGGUAUCCGGCCCAAGGACAGAAGAAAAUUGAUUCUAAACUUAUGGCUUCUAGUGCUACUUUCUUUAACAAGUUUUACUAUCUUUUCAUCCUCAUUGUUCAUCUUGGUUGCUUCAUGUUCCCUACCUCCGACGUCGCCGCCACCGGAAAAAAAGAUAACCGCCAAUUAUUACUAUUAAAGAAACGAAAAAUCUCACCUUUAUCUCAACCAUCUUCACCUUCACACCCAAAAUUCAAAACCCAUAAAGCCAUUUCUUCUUCUUGGCAUUUCAUCAAACACCUUUUCUCCACUAACUCUUGCAAAGCUGCCACCGCUACUACCACUCAGUCGUCACCUCAAUCCACCUCUACCUCAAUCAUCACUUCAACCACUGCCAAAUCCUCUCAACAAUCUCUCAUCUCGUUAGUUCAAACCGACCCGAAUUUUUCUGAUCCACCCCGGAAGAAACAACCCGAAUCAGAUAUCUCCGCCGACAACAACCUCUUCUUCCCCCUCCGUAACGACAUCUUCCCAUGCACCGCGUGCGGCGAGAUUUUCCAGAAACCAAAUCUCCUUGAAAAUCACCAAUCCACAAACCACGCCGUAUCGGAACUCACCGGGUCCGACCCGGGUCACAAUAUAGUCCAAAUCAUAUUCAAAUCGGGUUGGCCCGAAACAAACAACUUCCCGAAUAUCCACCGAGUUCUAAAGAUCCACAACAGCCAGAAAAUCCUCUCAAAAUUCGAAGAAUAUCGCGAAACCGUGAAAUCAAAGGCGGCGCGUAACACACGCCGCCGCGACGAACGCUGCAUCGCCGACGGAAACGAACUAAUGCGUUUUCACUGCUCAACUUUUCUAUGCGAGUUGGGACAUAACGGGAAUUCAUCGAUUUGUUCUCAACAAUUUUGUAAUAUUUGCGGAAUUAUUAAAUCAGGUUUUUCACCAAAAUUAGAUGGAAUUUCCACGCUGUCAACUAGCUGGAGGGCAAAUUCGUCAAUUCCAGAUGAAAUGGAACGUGAAUUUCAGUUCAUGAAUGUGAAACGGGCCAUGCUUGUUUGUCGGGUUAUUGCAGGUCGGGUCGGAUCUGAAUUGGAUGAUGAAGUGAAUAAAACCGAUGGAGGUUUUGAUUCUGUGAUGGCGCGUUCAGAGAGUGGUGUGUACACAAGACUUGAUGAUGAGGAGUUAGUUGUUUUUAAUCCUAGGGCUGUGCUUCCUUGUUUUGUUAUUGUGUAUAGUGUGUGAUUUAUGAUGAGAUUUGAAUGAUGAUUAUGAUGACCAUGUGAUGAUGAGUUGUAAUAUUAAUCUAGUGAAGUACUUGUAGUUGUAGUUAAGGAAUCCCUUUUUGACAUGAAUCA
Trifolium pratense (red clover) is the source of this 1919-nucleotide messenger RNA. RefSeq lists its product as uncharacterized. Lineage: Eukaryota; Viridiplantae; Streptophyta; Magnoliopsida; Fabales; Fabaceae. The transcript has a single exon. Bases 628 to 1806 code for a protein of 392 amino acids. The record is from RefSeq and is a predicted model, not a curated record.